Molecule: messenger RNA, 231 nt
Organism: Lottia gigantea (owl limpet)
Lineage: Eukaryota; Metazoa; Mollusca; Gastropoda; Lottiidae
Exons: 1
Source: RefSeq, a predicted model, not a curated record
AUGGGUAUGAAUAAGAAUAUGUUACAACUUACUAUGGACCAACCUCAACAACUUACUAUGGAUCAAAAUCAACAUGUUACUAUGGACCAACCUCAACAACUUACUAUGGAUCAAAAUCAACAUGUUACUAUGGACCAACCUCAACAACUUACUAUGGAUCAAAAUCAACAUGUUACUAUGGACCAACCUCAACAACUAACUAUGGAUCAAAAUCAACAUGUUACUAUGGAC